Messenger RNA from Labrus mixtus (cuckoo wrasse), 4592 nucleotides. RefSeq names its product zinc finger protein 644a (gene znf644a). Gene Ontology annotation, molecular function: DNA-binding transcription factor activity, RNA polymerase II-specific; RNA polymerase II cis-regulatory region sequence-specific DNA binding. The transcript has 6 exons. Gene Ontology annotation, cellular component: nucleus. Gene Ontology annotation, biological process: regulation of transcription by RNA polymerase II. NCBI's taxonomy places the organism in Eukaryota, Metazoa, Chordata, Actinopteri, Labriformes, Labridae. The record is from RefSeq and is a predicted model, not a curated record. The coding region runs from base 304 to 3807 and encodes 1167 amino acids.
AACAUGGCGCCGACGCUAAACACUGCUUGACGAAAUCAAACGAGACAACGACUCGAGUAACAGUCGAAUCGUAGUUGUUUUGGUGUAAAGUUACAUUUUAAAACGUUAUUAUUGGAGUAUCACUCUUGUUUGUUCGGGUAACGCUUACUGUAUGUACAUUUACCCAUACAAAAGAAAUGAUCUGUCCCACACCAGACCACCACGGAAAAUGGCGACUGUGAAAUAGAUGGAAGACGAAAGUAAGAAAUUAUUCAAUGCAGCGUUUAAAUUGUGCCCUGUCCUCAUCGGCACAGCUCGGAGGUCAUGGCAGCAGAAAUGUCAUGCCUGACAGGUGUUGAUGAUGAAGACAAAGAUGCAGAACCUGAGAUCAAUGCCUUCACACUCCUGCAAGAGCCAGUGAGAAUGGCGCAAGAAGAAGCCACUUGCACCGAUUCUUUCAGCAAGCCCUCUUUGAAACAAAACAGUGUCCUAGAUGUUCUGUCAAACACAGAUAUGCUGUCUUCAGUUGGCCUUGGAAAUGGACCUUCUUCGCAUCAGGCUACACAAGCCCAUGAACUCAACAGCAUCUCCACGGAAAAAGAUGAGGCAAAAAGCAUCACUCCUCUAAAAACUGUGCAGGAAAUUGACACCGCAGGGAUUUGGGGUUUUGAUGAAGACUCACCUGAGAACUCAUUGGAUAAUUUUAGUGGUGCCAGUGACCUUCAUUGGGACCCUCACAAAGAGUUUAUGCAGUUUCUGUGGGAUAGUCAUGGGGAUUCACCUGGUGAAGAGUCUAAAGAUGAAGUCCCUUCUGUCACUAACCGACGGAGAAGAAAACGGAAAAUGGACAUGGUUGUCAUGGUGGAUCCCUCAGAGGACCUUUAUCCUGGUCUGAGCCCCAAGUCCUCGGAAGAAUUAUCUGAUGCUGAAUGCCAAGAAGACUCCAUUCCUGUCAGCAAAGUCAAAAGGUCAAGGAAGCUCCUGAAAUCACAGUUGUCCCCAACAGAAAAGGUUUCCAAGUAUCCCAAUGGAACUGUAAAGGCCAUCAAAGACAUUCUUUACAAUGGACCUGCAAGAAAUGCACACGAGAACAGUAUAAGUCAUGGGCUUUCACCACUGAAUAGAAGGCUAACAAAUUGUCAUUUAGAGAAGAAGCAAACGUGUUACCCAUGCUCACAAUGUAAGCUCAUUUUCAAGAAAGAGCUUCAUUUGCAUUGUCAUAUGAAGUCUCAUGUUGACCCUUCUAAUAUCUCACUAAAGCCUUUUAUAUGCCGUGAAUGUGGAAAGUCAUUCAGACAAAGUAGUUCACUUAUUGAUCACAUGACUUUCCGCCAUGAAAAGAGAGAGAGAAUCUCAGAAGAGUUCAAAGGCAUAAAUGACAAAAAGAAAGACGAUAGAAAAAAGCUUUUCUGCCCGCAGUGCACAUUCGUUACAAACUGCCCAAACACGUUUGUUCAACAUGCAAAGACCCAUGAAAAGGACAAAAGAAAGUUUAGAUGUGACAAAUGUAGCUUCAGGUCCAUGAGUGAGAAUGAUCUAAGGAGACAUAACAUUAUGCAGCACACCGUGAUCACAGUUAGAAAGCAAAUCGAGAAUGAUGACCACCAACUCUUCUCCUGUAAUGUUUGUUCUUAUAGAGCUUUUAGCAAAAAUGUUUUUAAGAAUCACCUUCUGCGGCGCCAUCAACAAACUUACGAGGAGUAUGAAGCUGUGCAAUGUAGUGAGAGAAAAGCAUCACCAUUUAAGGAGCAGCACAUGCCUACUUGUAAAACUCCUGUUGAAGAUGCAGAGUUUACCUCUAAAAUCUUGAUAAAAGAUCAAAUCUCAAAGAGAGCUUCUUCUCCUAGUGAGUCCAGUGACAUUUCAGACUUGUUCAAAAAUAGCAAGAUAAGGAGAAGUCUCAAGUCCCAAAUAACAGAAUCGAAGCUCGACAAGUCUAUCAAUGUUCUCCUGUCCCGACAAAGACAUGGAAGGAAGACUGCAGAACAGAAGAAGGAAAGCAACAAUUGCAGUACAUCUGUUCAGAAUUCCAAAAUUGACAAAGAUAGCUCAGAUCAUUUGCCAGAAACAUUGACUGUCAAGGUUGAAGAACCAGCUUUAACUCCAAAAUGCCAUAGGGUUCCAUCAAGUGCAACUAAAUGUGAUCUUAACUGCAGCAGUGUACCCACGUUGAAAGAGGAUCAGUCAACAGUAAAGAAGUCGCCGUCUAAAAGGAAGAUGUCUACUCCAUAUCGGAACACCUCUGACCAAGACUCAUGCUUCAUCUUACAAAAACCAAGUCCCAAGAAAAUCAACCUAGAAGAAGAAGAGGAGUCAGACUAUGAUGAAAAAGACAUUUUCCAAUUCCAGGAAACGGAUGCCAUCCCUAACCGUUUUGACAAUGACAUCAAGAGAGAAAAACCAAACAUCAUUUAUACAUAUAGCAGAAGAAUGUCUAUGAGAGGUGCACUGCAAGCGUCUAAAAGGCUGUUUGAGAAAAUAAAGACCGAAGAGCAAGAUGAACAAGAUGGCCCUGAAAUCAAAGAAGAAGAAGAAGAAAUUGAAGUAUUUCAAGAAAACUUUGAAACUCACCAAAUACCUUUGAGUGAGUCAUUCACAGAGGAUGUAUCAGACUUGGAAUCAGAACGCAAGAACUGUCCAUAUUGUCCAGCAAUCUUUGAGUCAGGUGUGGGAUUGUCCAACCAUGUUCGAGGGCAUCUUCAUAGGGUCGGACUGAACUACGACGCACGCCAUGUAGUGCCUCCUGAGCAGGUAGCCUCUCAUGACAGAAGGCCAAGAAUUCGACGAAAGAUCUCUGCAUUGCGGAGAUUGAAAAAAGCAUUAAGGAUGGAGUCCGAGCCUGAGACUGUGAAGAGUAUUCACUCCUGUCCAUUAUGUGGAGACUCGUUUGAUAACAGGACUGGACAGUCCAACCACAUACGAGGUCACCUCAAAAAGCUUGGGAAAAGCUUUUCAAAAAAGAACAAAUCCCCUUUAUAUUUACUCCGGGAGUUGAUGCGUGACAAGAAGGAGUUCCAACGUGCACUUCAAAUUCUAGGAAAGAGAAGGAACCAUUUCCAAUAUGGUGCUUCACCAAAGCUGUCCGGUGUUGAUUGUUACAGGCAACAGCCCAUUGGAAUCCCAAAAAGGAGUUCUAUCCCCAGUGAUGGCACUGAAACUGGAUCACAGAUCCACGCCUUUUCUUUAGCAGAAAUGAAACCUGAAAAAAGGCAGCUAGAGACUAAACUGGAUGUUAAAAAUUCACUCUCUGGGGCAACUGCCUUGAUAGGAAUUCUGAAGAAGAGGAAAUGUCAGGAAGAUGCCAGGCUUAAGGGGUCCUCUCAGAUGUCGAGAAACACAUUAGCAGUUUCUACAAAUGGUGAGCACUGCCCAGGAUCAAGAGUUGCAUCUUCACUGCCAAAGUCAAUAUCCGAGAAAGGUGAAUUCAACAGGAAGGUGUGUGUCCACUGCAAUGCAACUUUCCAUAGUGGAGUUAGCUUGUCUAAUCACCUCCGGGCGUAUGCAAAACGAAAAAGGACCGCCAUAGAGGACGGAACAACAUUGGACUGUAAAAUAAGGAGACAACGCUCAAGGCCUGGCCCAAAGAAGAAGUCACUGCCCUUGCCACAAACUCCAGAGGAAAUGUACAGGCUCACCUGCAGGUUCUGUGACCUGGUUUUCCAGGGCCCCCUUUCAGUCCAGGAGGACUGGAUCAAACAUUUACAGAGACACAUAAUGAACACAAGUGUCCCUCACACUGGGCUCGGCAUGGUAGAGGUCACCUCGCUGCCGAAGACCCUAAAGACUGACCAAGACAGCUCACUGACGGCCACAAACGCUGCCUCAUGAAGCCAAUGGGGACCUUUUUAGAUUUCACUAGACUGUAUGUGUAUGUACAUUGGAUGUUGUUUCACUUCUUUCUUUUUUAAGUCAAUGAAAUACUGGCCAAAAGUACAAUAUUGCUAAAUGAUGGAGACAAUGUUGGACAUUUGCAGAGUUGAUGAAGUUAAUUAAUUUGGAUAUUGUUACCUUUUCUGUUUUUACAUAGUUCCAAAUGGGCUGACUGUUUUUUUCUGUUUUAUGCAGUAAUGUAGUGUGGGAUCCAUUUCUAAUGAAGACAACUUUUACCUCAGAUUUCUCAUGGUUUGAGUCAGUUUUUGUCAAAAAUUUGGCUGCACUUCUUCUGUAUCAAUUUUCUCAUUUACAUGAAAUCAUGUUCUCUUGUAUUGCAAAAUGUUCAAAUCCAGACCCACAGUCUCCUCUUUAGGCCACGGAGUUAGUGAGACAAAUAUUUGGACUGAUUGAAAGCACCAAAAGCAUCAUGAUAAACAGCUCAAGGAAUCACGAGAGUGAGCUAGUAUACAAGAACAAAAAAGAAAAAGAUGAAAACUUGUUAUGCAUAGAAAGUGUUUUAUAGUAUUUCUGUUAAUGCAUUGUUUCUAAUACAAAUACAACAUUUGAAAUGAAAGUGGUUUCAAAAGACCUAACAGGCACAACCAGUGCUGAACAUACGUCACCUAUAUUUAAUGUUUCAACUGUUUUGAGAUAAUUUAAUUUUUAAUGUACUAUAUCACACAGAUACAAUGCUUCAAACAUUUGUGUUGUUCUAAAUAAAAUAAAAAUAAAUAAGUUGA